AUGGCGAAUACCGAACGAGGUGGAUCAAUACGUGAAUAUAUUGAUGCUCGUAAAAAGGGAGGAAUGACGUGGGACGAAUUUCGUAAAUUAAAAUCAGAAGUUGAUGGACCGCAAUUCUCGGAAUAUGAACUAGUUCAGUAUCGGCAACAAUUGGAUGACGAAAGAGACGCUAAACUUAAAGGCGAGCGUCAUGGAAGUCAUACCAGAGGUAGUAAGAGUCAUAGUCCUAUUAGAAAUAUAAAUUUUAGUGAGGAUGGAUAUUAUGAAGACUAUGAGAAUCGUAAAAUUGAUGAAGAAGACGUGCUUGAUGUUGAGAAGGAAAGACAAGAUAGGCACUCGAAACGUAAGGAAAGAAGUAGUAGCAUAGAACCAGGCGCUUAUGAAUCUUCUGAGGAACUCGAAGAUAAAAAGAAACACAAGCAUAGGCAUAAAGUUCAGGAAGAAGAACAUACGGGAGAUACUCCUGUGCGACUAUCAGAAUUCCUUAAACAUGGAAGUAGUAGUUCAGAUGAAUAA
Molecule: messenger RNA, 516 nt
Organism: Funneliformis geosporum
Lineage: Eukaryota; Fungi; Glomeromycota; Glomeromycetes; Glomerales; Glomeraceae
Source: the annotation of a GenBank genome assembly